GAUUUCAAGACUUUACCCCAACACGCACAAUGUCAACCUCCACUUCUCAAUACAAUGCACCAGCUACUCCACUUCGAUACGAUCGAUUCUCAAACCCAAACCGAGCUUCUUCAAGUGGAUAUCAACCACAACCUUCAAGUGCACUACGAAAUCCAUACUGGCCAAGUCCAUCCAAGAAAUCACAAAUGAUCUAUGGAACACCACCGAUCACACGAACGCCUUCUAGAAUCCCAGCACCCACUACACCGGCUCGUAGUGAAGGACCCCCGACUGAUACGAGUGUGACUUACUUACCACAUCAAGUUGUAGGACGAGAUCCUGAACUGUUAACACUUUUGAAUCAACAUCAUGAGAUGCUUGAUAGAGUGAUUGAUCAGUACAGUCAACUGAAACUAGAAUCAGCACAUACACUACAUGUAGAGAUGUCAACUUAUGAACACGGUCGAACUCAAGCUAAAUGUAAGCUACAGGUUUUACAAAAGUUAGUGAGCGAAGGAAAUGAAAAGGCAGAGCGAUUGAAACAAGAACAAUCAGAAGCGAAGAAGAGAGUGAGAGGAUUAGUAGAAGAUCGUAGAACGAUGGAAUUGAAAUCGACCGAAUUGAAAGAAAUGGCACAUGAACUUCAAAGGAGAAAACAAAUGCUUGAAGAUCAAAAGGAGAUUAAGAAGAAACAGGUAGCUGAGGUGAUUGAGAUGGCUAAGGAAGAGUCUAAGUUUUUGGAAGAGAUCACUGGCUUGAAGAUCAGUGUGAUUUCAGUUGAUCAGCUGAGGUUUCAAUUCAAGUUGAUUGAUAUGAAUAACUACGAACGUCCAUUUACUCUUGACCUUGAUCUAUCUUCAUUCGAUUAUCAAAUCCUGGCUAUCGAACCGCCUUUGCCGGAAGCUCAAUCACUUCUUAAACAAUUGAAUCAAACUCGUGACUUUCGACAAUUCCUUUGUAGGAUCAGACAAUGCUUUGUUCAACUCGCUCGAACUCGAUAAUCUAUUUCUGGUCAUCAUGACCAAGUCUCGUGGACCGAACUCAAGGGGAAAGAGGACCGUCCUCUCGAACAACCAUAAAGUGAUGGAAUUGAUGAGGUUGAAAAGUUGAUGAAGACAUCUUCCAAAUCCUCAAAUCAAGGAGUAGUACCAUCCAAGGUGUUCAUCAAAUCGUUGUAAUAUCCUUCAAUCUUUAAAGUCUCUUUCAUUCUCUUUCAUGCGUACGUGUCGGCUCCUGUGUUACAAUUUGACUUGAUUGGUCAAAGUUGUAACCUUUUUGUUUUUAAGAUAACUAGCAUUGUACCCUUCACGAGUGAUUUUUGUAAUAUAUGUAAUCUUGGGUCAAUUUCAUGCGGAGUAUGUUUCU
Molecule: messenger RNA, 1344 nt
Organism: Melampsora larici-populina 98AG31
Lineage: Eukaryota; Fungi; Basidiomycota; Pucciniomycetes; Pucciniales; Melampsoraceae
Exons: 3
Coding region: 30-980 (316 amino acids)
Biological process (GO): chromosome segregation
Cellular component (GO): Ndc80 complex
Source: RefSeq, a predicted model, not a curated record